AUGCCAAGGCUCUUAUCUUUUCCCUGGGCGCAAAGUGCCCUUCUUUUCUUGCUCUGUGCUCGGAUUAGUUUGGCGUGUACUAUGGACGUCCCGAUGGAGAUUACGAGUGGAGUCCCGUUCCAAGUGUCUUGGGCGGCUUGUGAGACACCCGUCACGGUCAAAGUUUGGGAUCAGAAUAACAAUCUCUUGAAGAGUGCUACACUCUCCGAGUCCAGUUUCACAUACACUGUCACUACCAGUGCGGUGUCCUUCUCCGUAACAGAUGCUACUGGGCUCGAAGUGACAACUGUCCCACUUGUAGUCAACGUUCCCGAAUCCAAGCUCAUCACUAACGUCACACUCGGUCGUGGGCCGAGAGGGGGACCUAAAUAUGACAAGGUGAAAGGGGAUGAGGAGCAAGCGCCGGGGGAAAUACGAGAGGAAGCGCGAGGGGAAGUGCAGGAUAGAGCGCAGGACAGAACGCAAGAGGGUGGGCAAGAGGAUGUACAAAAGGGAGGGGAAAGAGAAGCGCAAGAGGGAACGCAAGAGGGAGGCCUAUUGGGAGGGCAAGAAGGAACGCAAGAAGGAACGCAAGAGGGGGGGCAAGCGGGAGGGCAAGAGGGAACGCAGGAGGGAAUACAACAGGAGCGUGGGAGGGAAGGGCACGUAGAUUAA
Messenger RNA from Cantharellus anzutake, 654 nucleotides. RefSeq lists its product as uncharacterized. The transcript has 5 exons. NCBI's taxonomy places the organism in Eukaryota, Fungi, Basidiomycota, Agaricomycetes, Cantharellales, Hydnaceae. Bases 1 to 654 code for a protein of 217 amino acids. The record is from RefSeq and is a predicted model, not a curated record.